AGCAGCCAGAGGAGAGAAGAGGAGAUCCAAUAGCCUAAGCCAGACGAGCCCAGGCAAAGACAUGCACGCACAGGCACACAGGCGGAGACACACAGAGUGAGAGAGAGAGAGAGAGAGAGAUACACACACACACACACACAGACAGAAACAGAAGAAGGAGAAGAGAAGAAGAGAGAAGAGAAGCUGAAGCAAGCAAAGAAGCCAGCCAGGCAGCGGCCGAACAUCAGAUCCUGUCUCAGCCGUCUCCCGGACACCACCCGCCAGCCGCAUCCAUCGCCCAAAGCCGUUACGUCCGGCAGACUCUUGGCGCCGGAGUGGGCGAUUGAUUCUUGGAAAGCGCUCGCUGGGCGCCGCUCGUAGUCCGUGGUAGUCGGUCCUGGUGGACCGUCCUGGUGGACCGUCCUGGUGGACCGUCCUGGUGGACCGGGGGGAGUCCAUUGGUCCAUUGGUCCAUUGGUCCACUGACCGGGCACAAAUCAGCACGGCUGAACCGCUGGGUAGGCCUUGACCGGCGCCUUGAUCCUUAAACCCUGGAUUCGCUGGCCGGCCGGUCGACUCGCUCUGGCCGCGCCACCGGUGGCGUCAUGCAUGCCCGCAAAUUGCCUCGCAUCAGCGAGCCCUCCUUUGACCGCGACUAUUAUCACGGAGGGGGCGGGGGCGGUGGUUCCGGCGGCCCCUCGGCCUCCUCGGGUCUCUCCGGAUCUCACGCCCAUUUAGCCUCCGGCUCCUCCGGGACUUCGGGCGGCGGGGGCUAUGAAAGAGGCGGCGGAGGUGGCAGCGCCCACCGUCAUCACCCACACGCCAGCAGUCAUCACCACGCCCACCACCACGAGGGUGGAGGCGGGGGUCGCUAUCACAAGUCCAACAAGCUCAAAUACGGCGGAUAUGGCGAUCAUCGCGAUCGGGAUCGAGAUCGGGACCGGGACCGGGGAGGCGAGCGCGAGCGCGGGGAUCGAGAGCGCAGUUUAGGUGGGCGACGCUCCAUCUCACCCGACACGCCCAAUCGCCGAGGGGGCGGGGAUCACCACCGGAGUUCGUCCAAGCAUUCGCGCGGUGGGCACAAGGACCGCGAUUAUUACGGGGGCGGAUCUUCCUCCAAGUAUCGCGGUGGGAGCAAAGACGAUCGAUCGGGCGGGGAUUACUCGUCGUCCUCGUCCUUAGCAGCCCGAGAUCGCUCGCCCUUGAGUGGUUCGAGUGGGUUGGGCGGGGGCGGCGGGGCCAAAGAUCGCAAGUGGGGCGAGAAUGCCAACAAGUCCUCGUCAGCCUUGAGUCGGAGCGGCUUGGACAAGGACGGCGUGAGCUCGGUGGCCACGGGUUCUGCGCUCGAGUCCAAAGUCAAGAGCGUCUGCGAUUGGUCCGAGCACGUGAGCUCGACGGGCAAGAAGUAUUACUUCAAUUUUAUCACGGAAGUCUCGCAAUGGAAGAAGCCGGCCGAAUGGCUCGAGUAUGAGCGCGGACGAAAUGCCGCGGCCACUGCGGGCUCUUCGGAGACGGGCCCGUCCACGCCUUUGAACGUCACACUGAGCGGCGGUCGAAACUGUGAUAGCAACCACCACUAUUCGUCGUCCAAGCAUCAUGCCUCGUCAAACUCGUCCUCCACAGGGAAUGUCGUGGCCUCGGCGGGUCAUACACCCACUCCGGGGUCCAGUGGCGCAGUCCACUCAUCGCGGUUGACGCAUCGCGAUAGCUCGACUGAUCGUGAGUACAGUGGGUCCGCCGGGGCGGGUCGCGGCACUUAUGAAAACGCCAACGACCACCGCCGAUCGUCGGCCAAGAUGUCCGGGGCCAAUGCCGUACCGCAGGGUUAUUCGGAGAAUCGGGAAACGCGCUCUCGGGACGGAACGCCUACUUGGGAGCAUGAGGACAAUGGCCACGGACACAAUCAUCAUUAUCCCAAUUCCUUGUCAGCCGCCCUGCCGCCCAUGGCAUCGCACGCCUCUGGCUCGGGGAUGAGUGGAGGCGAGUACCGAAGCAACAACUACCAUUCUGCCACGCCCAAUAACGCCUCAUCCGGCUCGUCGUCGGCUGGCGCGUCUUUAUCGACACAGGAUGCUCUCAAAACCUUGCAGUCCGCCUUGAUGAUGAACUCGUCGUCGAAUGUCCAUCACCAUCACUCACAGCCUCAAUCCAACCACCAGCAGCAGCAGCAACAACAACAACAACAACAACAACAACAACAACAACAGCAACAACAACCAUCCCAGCAUCUCCAUCACAACAACCACCACCACUAUCAACCGCAGCCGUCUCAAUCGCAAGGCCACCACAACAACCUUCAUAGCCCACUCACUUCUUCGCCCGGACUCGGCCCACCCACCCCAACUCAUUCAGAGCUAGAUUCAUCCUCGCAACACCCUUCAUCUCUGCCCGUGGGAUCUGGCAACUCCCUGUCCAACAAUCAUCACGCUCAUGCCUCAGGCUCGUCCUCGUCCAUAGGCGUGAGUUCGCUGACGGCUUUGAAUGCCCAAGUCCCGUCUCUGACGCCAUCGCUGGCCAAGCUCUACAAGGACUCCCUGAUUGAGCAUGUCGUGGGCUGGGCGGCCGAAUCUGUUGAGCGAGCGUGUCAGAGGGUUAACGAAGAGCAUAACAACAUCAGUAACCUCGGGAUCACCAAAGUAUCAGCCGAGUUGAAGAUGGCGCGUUCGUUGGUGCGGCUCGCGGAGAUCCAGGCCACGCUCCAAGAGCAACGGAUUUUGUUCUUACGUCAGCAGUCGAUCGACUUGGACAAUAUGAAGACCCGAAGCAGCGCGUCUGUCUCGUCAUAUUCUUCCUACCUUCCUCAACCCGCGUCGUCCUCGAUAUCAACGCUAGUGCAUCAUAGCUCCCACCCAGACCACGGGGGGUCAGCUCCGAGUGAAAGCUCGAACCACAAUCAUUCCUCCCACCACCAUUCUCACGCCCCCCACUCCCACCACCUCAAUCAGUCUUCAUUCAGUCAGUCUUCAGCGCUCCCCGUGAGCACCUCGCACCAUUUGCAUCCGUUUUCCGCGGCUGGAGCUUUGCACUCUUCGUCCCAUCUUUCGACGACCAUGGCGACGGUAGGAGGAGGUGGGACCAGCACGGGGCACGGACCGCCCGCCCACUCAUCCAUAGGAGCUCGAACUUGAGAUGGCGAACGCCGUGCCUGGCUGGGGGGGUGGCUGGGGUUGGGUAGAGUCAUUGAGCCGCUUUUAUAUUCUAGAUCUCUGGAAAAAUCAAAGGGUUUCCACACGAGGAAUGUCCAUAUGCAAGCAGAUGAAUAUAUGGAUGCAGAGCCUCAGCCUCUGUUGGUAGUGCUUUUAUUGGCCUGUAAGAUCGGAUGAUCGAGGUCUCUUCCGUCACUCGACUAAUCCAUUGAAUCACUCAACUCCUCCUUCAUCCAAGUCGUCAUUGUCAUCAUUAAUGGCAACAUCCGUGUUAAAAUAAUCGUUGCUCAGUGUAUUCUUCGGAUUGGUGAUGAUCGGGCAGAGCAUGGAGAUAGCGCCCAAGUCUGUCGAAAACCAUCGUCACUCAUUCCUACUAAAGAACAAAAGCCAACUUCUACUACAACUACUACUACUGCUACUGCUACCACGAUUACAAGAUGAGAACAAAAAUAACCAUGAUAAUAAACCAUUACAGGAGACAUCAAGGUGAAUAGAGUAUUAUAUUCUGUUGAA
Messenger RNA from Tigriopus californicus, 3638 nucleotides. Its product is annotated as WW domain-containing adapter protein with coiled-coil homolog. The coding region runs from base 585 to 3107 and encodes 840 amino acids. Gene Ontology annotation, molecular function: chromatin binding; RNA polymerase II complex binding. Gene Ontology annotation, biological process: regulation of autophagy; positive regulation of TORC1 signaling. NCBI's taxonomy places the organism in Eukaryota, Metazoa, Arthropoda, Copepoda, Harpacticoida, Harpacticidae. The transcript has a single exon. Gene Ontology annotation, cellular component: nucleus. The record is from RefSeq and is a predicted model, not a curated record.